This is a messenger RNA of Entelurus aequoreus (snake pipefish), 3088 nucleotides long. It is a transcript of the gene epn1a, whose product is annotated as epsin 1a. The transcript is spliced from 13 exons. Gene Ontology annotation, biological process: endocytosis. NCBI's taxonomy places the organism in Eukaryota, Metazoa, Chordata, Actinopteri, Syngnathiformes, Syngnathidae. Gene Ontology annotation, cellular component: plasma membrane; clathrin vesicle coat; endosome. Bases 438 to 2327 code for a protein of 629 amino acids. Gene Ontology annotation, molecular function: clathrin binding; phospholipid binding. The record is from RefSeq and is a predicted model, not a curated record.
AGCGGAAACUCGGCCAUCUCCUCCUCCUCCAUCCAGGCUGCACCAGGGUCAGUCCUCACUCACUGUUGGAUAUCUUUCUCGUCCACGCAUUCCCACUCCGCGUGUCUCGUGACCCCGUGGCACUUUAAAACAACACAAUUAAAACCAAAAAGAGGCGAAUAUGCUCCUUUUGGAGCUGGCGUCGUCUUGCAGUCGCCAACUGGCGCCAGCUUAGCUAAGUGCUAGCUAGCUAAUCUCUCCAAGUGCUACCUUUGACCGCUCACGCUGGUAGUUUUUAUCUCCUGGCGUCUGUGGCUUUUGGACCCGAUGUUGCCCCGGGAAGAAGAGAAGGGUUGCAGCUCUCUGUGAAUGAGUGGUGUGCGGGAGGAGAGACCCCGACCGAGACACUGUUCCCGUGUUAACAGACUGCAACGGAGCUUCACGGCCCGACGGUUGCCAUGUCGACCUCAUCGCUACGGCGACAAGUGAAGAACAUCGUCCACAACUAUUCAGAGGCUGAGAUCAAGGUCAGGGAAGCGACGUCCAAUGACCCGUGGGGCCCCAGCAGCUCGCUCAUGUCCGAGAUCGCGGACCUAACCUACAAUGUUGUGGCCUUCUCGGAAAUCAUGAGCAUGGUGUGGAAACGCCUCAAUGACCACGGCAAGAACUGGAGGCACGUGUACAAGGCCAUGACCCUGAUGGAGUAUCUGAUCAAGACGGGCUCAGAACGCGUCGCCCAGCAGUGUCGAGAGAACAUUUACGCCGUUCAGACCCUCAAGGACUUCCAGUACAUCGACAGAGACGGCAAAGACCAGGGAGUGAAUGUGCGAGAGAAAGCCAAACAGCUUGUGACCCUGCUGAAAGACGAAGAGAGACUACGAGAGGAGAGGAUCCACGCCCUCAAAACCAAAGAAAAGAUGGCGCAGACAUCCAGUGCUUCUUCCGCUCCCUCAGCACCCAACCUGGGGGGCAGCCUGUCCCUGGGCUCCCACUCCGGAGGGGCCGACCCCGAGCAGGCGUGGCCGCAGAGCUCCGGGGAGGAGGACCUGCAGCUGCAGUUGGCCUUGGCCAUGAGUAAAGAAGAAGCCGAGCAGACUAGCGCGGACCCUCUGGAGGACGCAGAGAUGUUCUAUGCAAUCACACUCAGCAAAGAGAUGCUCCAAAAGGAGGAGCGGCUCCGCAGAGGCGACGACCUGCGAUUGCAGAUGGCCAUCGAAGAGAGCAGGCGGGAGAAGAAGCCCAAGCCAGAGGAGACUGCUCUCAUGGAGCUGAGUGCCGUGGACCCCUGGGGGCCCCCCGCCGUCGCCGCCACCGCCAUCCCCGCCGGCCCCUCCCCCCCGCCGACCCUUCCCAUCGCCGCGUCCGGCCCGUGGGGCACAACCUCCGCGGACCCGUGGGGCGUGGCCUCGCCCGCCUCUCCUACCAGCGCCGACCCCUGGGGCGGGGGGCCGCCGCCCACCAUAGCCCCUCCCUCCGGCCCCUGGGGAGAGACGUCCAACAGGGUGAACCACGUGGACCCCUGGGGAAGCUCAGCUGUCACACCCCCCAGUGUCGACCCCUGGGGCCCCUCAGUGCCACCCAGCACUUCCUCCUCGGGGGGGCCGGUAGACCCCUGGGCAAAGGAUGGGGCCUCUGACCCACUCACCUCUGACCUGUGGAGUGGCCCCUGCAAACACACAAACGGCACAGGAGAACCAGAGAGACGAGAGUCGUCGGCGAUGGGCUGCAACAGCACCGCCUCGCCCGUGCCCUUUGACCUGUCCUCCCUGGGCUCCUCGCUACCGGUCCGCAAGACACCCGAGUCCUUCCUGGGGCCCAACGCGUCCCUGGUGGACCUGGACUCGCUGGUGUCGUCCAAGCCCAAACCCAAGCAGCCGCCGCCUCCUUCCAUCUCCUCGCAGUCGGCACACAACCCCUUCCUCCAGAACCCAGGCUCCUCCCCCGCCCCCGGCACGGCCGUGACCCCCGGCAGCGCCAUCUCCAGCCGCGGCGUGUCCCCGACGCCGGCCUCCUCCAACCCCUUCAGCGCCACCAUCUCGCCUCAGCCCUCGUCGCUGGGCCUCAGCGCCCUCCGCAGCAGCCCCGUGCCCCCCAACCCCAUGCUGGGCCUGGCGCCGCCCGGCAUGGGCCUGGGCUCCCUGAGCGUGGGCCUGGGCGCCCCGGGUCUGGGACUGGGCAUGAUGCAGCAGGCCAGCCCCAUGGCCACAGGCUACGGCGGGCUCUCUCCCAUGCUGGCCCCAGCAGGGGGCGCCCCUCAGCUGAUUUUGGGCGGACCUAGCGGCGGCGAAGGACCAGUGGGGGGCACGGGGACAAUGACGGGGGCCAGCACAAAUCCUUUCCUCCUUUGAGGGCGUGUCACCACUCACCUGCUGCUCACAAACAUCGUAUUUGUCCAAAAGCAUUUGAGUAAUUCCCCACACUUUGAAAAUGGGGGAUGGAAAUCUAGAUGUAUUUAUUUUCCUCUUCAUCUUCCAGUCCUGAUGAUUGGUGAGCAGGUGUCGGACACACCUGCCGCCUCCUCUUCAAUGAAGACAAACCAUCCUUGAAAUGACAAAGAGUGCAUGAAGAUCUUUUGGGUUUUUUAAUCAUUGACUGAAAAUGACGUUUCAGGCGGUCAAACUAUUUCACGUAAUUUAAACAUAAUUUAUUACUUUUGAGGAAGAAUCAAAUGUGAUCACGCCAUUGAAAAAAAACCCACACAUUUUGUUCCAGUGAGAAAAGAUGAAAGUAUGGAAUAUUUUUAAUGCCUCCUUUUCUGUUGUCUUGUUUCAGUGACGAAGAACUGCACCAUUUUUUUUGUCGUCGACCCGUAUUAUUAAUGCUCACACCAGCUAUUGUCGUCGUCAUCUUUCAUUUACCAGACGCCAUUUCACGUCUGCAAAAAGCUGCAAUGUCCUUCGUUUGUGUGACCACGCUUCUUUGAAAGUCAACCAGAGGAAGAAGACAUGCUGUUCUUUCUACUUGUCAUUUUAUAGCCUGAAGAAAUGCAUAUACAUAUAUAUGUGUAUAUGUAUAUGUACACGUAUACAUAUGUAUGUUUGUUUGUAUAUAUAUAUGUGUGUGUGUGUGUGUGUUUGUGUGUAUAUAUAUAUAUACAUACAUGUAUACA